UAUAAGGGCUGCGUGUGGGGCCCAGGAGCCAGGGCACUGUGCAGACUCUCAGGAGGGUCCCCGCUCAACUGGCAAGUUAAACGCACGCCACAUCUACACAGUGCGCCAGGGGCUGCUGCGGAGGACGGUGGUCCCGGUCCCACUUGGAGGCUGGGCAGACAUGGGGAUCCUCCUUUGCCUGCCCCUGGCCCUGCUCCUGCUCGGGGCGGUUUCUGCUCUCCACCUGGAGAACACGGUUCCGGCUCUGCAGAGCCCAGAGGUGGAGCUGGGCUGGGGUCUGGGUGGCGCCCAGGAGCAGGAGGCGAUGCUGACGGCGGGAGACAAGGCCAAGGCUCUGGGGCGCCAGGACGCGUCUGAGGACAAGGAGGACGGCGAGGAGGCCGCAGAGUCAGACGCAGCUGCCCUAGACAAAGACUUGCCGUGCCCUGGGGAGGAGGACACCAUUCCAAUCCAGCAGGAUCCCGGCUGCCAGACCUGCCGCUACCUGCUGGUGCAGACUCCCGAGAGGUUUAGUCGAGCCCAGAACAUCUGCAAGAGAUGCUACGGAGGCAACCUGGUCUCCAUUCACAACUAUAGUGCCAACUCUCGCAUCCUCCUGCUGGCCAGCAAGAUCAACCAGGCCCAGGUCUGGAUUGGAGGCAUCCUCAAGGGCUGGUUCCUGUGGAAGAAGUUUCGCUGGACGGACUGCAGCAGCUGGGAUUUUGGAUACUGGGCCCUCGGGCAGCCGCAGAAUGGGAAGGGCCGCUGCGUGGCGCUGUGCACCAAAGGGGGCCACUGGCGACGCGCCCGGUGCUGCCGGCGCCUGCCCUUCGUCUGCUCCUACUAGAUCCUGCCCGACAGGGAGCCUCCUGCCUCGGCCUCCUGGCACCGGGCUCGGACCAUAAACCCAAGCUU
Molecule: messenger RNA, 894 nt
Organism: Chinchilla lanigera (long-tailed chinchilla)
Lineage: Eukaryota; Metazoa; Chordata; Mammalia; Rodentia; Chinchillidae
Product: proteoglycan 3
Exons: 6
Coding region: 161-826 (221 amino acids)
Biological process (GO): immune response
Source: RefSeq, a predicted model, not a curated record